Sinocyclocheilus anshuiensis is the source of this 546-nucleotide messenger RNA. Its product is annotated as nuclear factor 7, ovary-like. Lineage: Eukaryota; Metazoa; Chordata; Actinopteri; Cypriniformes; Cyprinidae. Gene Ontology annotation, molecular function: zinc ion binding. The record is from RefSeq and is a predicted model, not a curated record. The transcript has 2 exons. The coding region runs from base 7 to 546 and encodes 179 amino acids.
GUGAAAAUGGCUUCACUAACUGUAUCUGCAGAAGAGCUUUCUUGUCCUGUUUGCUGUGAGAUCUUCAAGACUCCUGUUCUUUUGUCAUGUAGUCACAGUUUCUGUAAAGAGUGUCUUCAACAGUUCUGGACAACCAAAGAAACUCAGGAGUGUCCCGUCUGCAGGAGAAGAUCCUCAAAACAUGAUCCUCCAGUUAAUCUAGUGUUAAAAAACCUGUGCGAGUCGUUCCUGAAGGAGAGAAAUGAGAGGCGUUCAUCAGGAUCUGAGGAGAUCUGCAGUUUACACAGUGAGAAACUCAAACUCUUCUGUCUGGAGGACAAACAGCCGGUGUGUGUAGUGUGUGUUAAUUCAAAGAAACACGACAAUCAUAAAUUCAGGCCCAUUGAUGAAAUGGUUUCAUCAUAUAAGGAGGAGCUCAAUACAGCACUGAAAUCAUUACAGGAGAAACUGAAACACAAUGAAGAAAUGAAAGGAGAGUUUGAGAAAACAGUUCAACACAUCGAGGUGAGGAAACAGAAUCCAGAGUCAUCUUCAUUACAGCUGUAG